Molecule: messenger RNA, 3008 nt
Organism: Pelodiscus sinensis (Chinese soft-shelled turtle)
Lineage: Eukaryota; Metazoa; Chordata; Testudines; Trionychidae
Source: RefSeq, a predicted model, not a curated record
GCGCUGUCCCCACGCAAGCGGACCACGAGCCAGUCGAAGGCAGGGCCCCCGCUGCUGCGAACCAGCAAACGGACCAUCUAUACAGCAGGGCGGCCGCCCUGGUACAACGAGACAGGCACACCAUUCAAGGAAGCCUUUGUCAUUGGUUUGUGUGGAGGGAGCGCGUCAGGCAAGACCACAGUGGCCAACAAGAUCAUUGAGGCCCUGGAUGUGCCCUGGGUGGUGCUGCUGUCCAUGGACUGCUUCUAUAAGGUGCUGAAUAAGGAGCAGCAGGAGCUGGCUGCUCACAACGAAUACAACUUUGACCACCCCGAUGCCUUUGAUUUUGACCUGCUGAUAAGUGUGCUGCGCAAGCUGAAGAAAGGCAAGAGUGUCAAGGUGCCGGUGUAUGACUUCACCACGCACAGCCGCCGCAAGGAGUGGAAAACUAUCUAUGGGGCCAAUGUUGUAGUGUUUGAGGGGAUUUUAUCUUUUGCCAACAAGGAGUUGUUGAAGCUCCUGGACAUGAAGGUAUUUGUGGACACGGACUCUGACAUCCGGCUGGUACGGCGGCUGCAGCGCGACAUCAUGGAGCGCGGGCGUGACAUCGUGGGGGUCAUCAAGCAGUACAACAAGUUUGUCAAGCCAGCCUUUGAGCAGUACAUCGAGCCCACCGUGCAAGUGGCCGACAUUGUGGUGCCCAGAGGUGGGGAGAACUUUGUGGCCCUAGACCUCAUUGUGCAGCAUGUGCACAGCCAGCUGGAAAAGCGUGAAAUCACAGUCAGAGCAGCCCUGGCCUCUGCCCACCAAGGGCAGCCACUGCCCAAGUCGCUGAGCGUCCUUGAGAGCACGCCGCAGGUGCGUGGCAUGCACACCAUCAUCAGGAACAAGGACACAACCAGGGACGAGUUCACUCUGUUAUCUGCCAGCCUGGUUAAGGGCCUGCUCCCGUGUUAAUGACUCUCUCUUCUCCUGUAGCCAGUUACAGUGGAGACACCUCAGGGGACCGUGUAUGAAGGGAAGCGGUUCCAUAGACAGCGGAUCACUGGUGUGUCCAUCCUGCGGGCAGGGGAGACCAUGGAGCAGGCACUCACUGCUGUCUGCAAAGACAUUCGAUUGGGCAAGAUUCUGAUCCAGACCAAUCAUGACACGGGAGAGCCUGAGCUUCACUAUCUGCGACUCCCCAAGGAGAUCAGCGAAGACUAUGUCAUCCUGAUGGACAGCACCGUGUCCACGGGGGCUGCGGCCAUGAUGGCUGUGCGCGUCCUGCUGGAUCAUGAUGUCCAUGAGGAGAAGAUCUUCCUGCUAUCCCUGCUGAUGGCAGAGAUGGGGGUUCACUCCGUGGCCUAUGCCUUCCCCCGGGUCCGCAUCAUCACCACAGCAGUGGAUAAGAGGGUCAGCGAGGAAUUCCACAUCAUCCCUGGCAUCGGUAACUUUGGAGACAGGUACUUCGGUACUGAUGCCCCCUCAGCCUGGUGUGAGAGUGAGAGCAUGGACUACUGAGCUGGCCUCCCUGACUGCCAGCCUUGCUCCCCGCAGCCUCUGCCCUACCUCACCCAGAUGGCCCAUUCCUCCAGUCUCGUGGCUUCUACUGCCCCUUCCCUGCUCGCCUCACGGGGUCCUGUCUCCUUGGAACUUAAUGGGAUGCUACUUCCCUCUGCACCACCCACUGUUGGUGGGCAGGCAGGCAUUUGGAAACUAUCUAACAGCAGCAGAGAGUGCCUGUGACCUACAGUGUGAGCUUGCUGGGUUCACAUUCUUGGUGUCCCAUUGGUGGGUGGGCAGAGGGAGUUUCUUCUUGUGGCUCCAUGUGGAUGUGGGGGAGACAGGCCAGGCUCUCCUGGUGGGUAGGGAGAAGAGGGGGUCAGUUUCUUCCUAUGCCCCAUAUGAGUGUGGGAGGGGAGCGAGGGGCAGUGGAGGUGAUAAGAGACUCUCUGCGGCCCUGGAGGGUCGAGACACAUGUCCAGGCUGGGGCAGGCUCUGUUAUUGGGAUCUGUAUGUGCAUUUGUUCAGAGCAGUUGCUCUGCCUACAUACUGGGACUAUGUACUUGAAAAAUUGUCAGGGACAAUGGAUCAAAUGGAAGGGAACAACCCCAUCUUCCUCAGCUGGCAGCUCUACCCGUCGUUCCAGUGCCCAGAGCACCCUGACCUUGGGGCAGGGCCCCAAUGGCAUUUAGCUGGAGCAGUCAGGUUGGCAAGGAAUUAGGCCAUUGGGGUUUGCAGAGUAUGUGGUGUCCCUCACCCCUCACAGUGGGCAUUCCAGCCUAGUGGCCAGGCUCAUGAGUCUGGCAGCUCUGUUUUUGGGGUCUCCUGCCAUGGAUAGGGUUCACAGACAGCUCGGCUGGGCUGCAGGAGACUCAGCCUACCUGUGAAGCAUGUGAGGGGCUGCUGUUCAUCCCUUCUGUGUGUGUUGGUUUGUGAGAAGCCCUGGCCAGCCUGAGUUCCUGUCCUUGCCUUCUGUCUUGUGCUGAGGGCAGGAUAGCUACCUGCAGUAGAAUCUGUUCUGGAGUGGGAGGGAGCACAGCAAGGGAGCCUGGAUGUAUUUCCACAGCUGCCCGUCCCUGCCUGCAACAUGGGUACACAGCUGCUGUGCAGCUUUGGCUUAUCCAUUACUUCAGUGCCCAGGAAAUCAGGGCAUUUCCAUCUCCUUGGAAUGCUGGCUUCAGUGGAGUCUUCCAUUGCCUAGGGCUCUGACUCCUGUAUGCCCAGUGCUAGGAGCCAGGAGCUGCCUUAUGCCUUGCUGGGGCUCUGGGAUGGCCCAGGAGUGGCAUCAGCAGCAUGCUGGUGGGGCAUGCUUUUCUUGGCCCUUUAGUAGUACUAGCAAGAGCCUCACAGGGGUGAGCAAGCUUCAUGGGGCCCCAGCAACAUGUCUAAGAAGCAGCAACUGCCCGUAGUGCUUGGUUUCUCCAAGCUGCUCCUGCCUCGCUCUUUGCCAGCCCUUAAACCAAGCUCCCAACUGCUCUGCCCUCAUAAUGCUGUACAUGGCUGCCUUCAAUUUGUAUGUGUUAAUAAAGGAUCUGCAAGGAUUU